Molecule: messenger RNA, 543 nt
Organism: Menidia menidia (Atlantic silverside)
Lineage: Eukaryota; Metazoa; Chordata; Actinopteri; Atheriniformes; Atherinopsidae
Source: the annotation of a GenBank genome assembly
AUGGCCACCGUGAGAGCCGCCAAACAAGCCCUGAGGAAGGCCGUUAAAGCCCGCGUGGCGGCGCUGAGUGCGGAGGAGAGGAGCCGCCAGUCCCUGCUGGUGUCCCGGAAGGUGAGGGGCGGUCCUCGCGGGGCUGUGGGUAGCGCUCCACCUGCCCGGGAACCUCUAGUCCUCAGGAACAAGCCCGCGUCUGAGACCGAGGGAAUGAACCGCUGCAUGAUAUAUCAGACCCCUGGUUGUUUUCUUGUUUGUGACAGUCAGGGUACUUUAGCAGUGUUUCUCAGCAUGAACGACGAAGUGUGCACUCAGGAAAUCAUCAAAGACUUAAUCAAGAGCGGGAAAAGCGUCUUCAUCCCCCGAUAUGAGAGCAGCAGCUCCCACAUGGACAUGCUGAGGCUGAGCAGUCUGCAGGACAUGGAGACUCUGCCUGUGACGUCGUGGAAUAUCAAGCAGCCUUCUGAAGAUGACAGCAGCCGGGAGGAGGCGCUGACCUCUGGUAGACACGCUCACACACGCAGACAGACACCGGUGCUAAGCCUGUAA